AUGGAAAAUGAAACAGUGAUCAACAUAUGGACGGGUAAUAUUAAGAAAAUAUUUGAACCAAUAAGAAAACAGUGCAUAGAAGACAUUGAGAAAAUAUUAGAAGAAAAAUAUGUUCCAAAGAAGGAAAUAUUCCAGCUGGUACUUAAAUCAUUGGUGGAGAAAAGCAAAUUAGCAGAAGGCAUCAUAGUUAAGAAUGCAGAAGGCAGAGAUGAGGGAGAGAAUCUAAAGAAUAUGACUGCAAAUAUACAGCAUAUUCAAUAUGAAAAGAAAGAAGAAGAGAAUAUAAUUAACAUGCUAAAAUCAGAAAAGCACAGUGCGAGUGAAGUUCUUGAUCACAUGAUAGGAUGCAUUCAGAAAGAGCUGUGUGCAAGAGCCAAAAUAUAUACUGGUGUUGCAAAUGUUCGGGACGACAUGGCUAGUAGUGGAGUUGAUGUUUUGCAGGCGCUAAACUACUAUCUAUACAUCCAAGCGCAGGAAGAAAUGUGCGAAACACUGCUAAAUAGCCUCUCACGGAAAGUAUACAAGGAAUUUGAAGCCAAUCCAGAGGAGCUUCUUAAAAUACCAAUUCAGCCUGUCGAUACAACGUUAGAAUUUAUUAGAAGAAAUGGCCUAUUCCAAAUACUAAACUAUUGCGAGUGCAUUUUAGGAAGAUUAGGUGAUGAUUUCUAUCCAUCUGAGAUAUAUAUACAAAUCUAUUGUUUUAUUCUUACUGCAGCACAUCACUCGGAUGCAAUCAAGAAAAUGCAAAAGAAAACAACUAAAAUAGAUCAUAAAAAAGUGCUUGAAAUGUUUGGAAACUCCUUCAAUCUGCUUCAUAGCACAGAUGAACAACUUUCUCGCAGAAUGUGCAUUGUUGAAAUGAUCAAGAAAGACAUGCAUGCGAUGCAAGCCAUGAACGGCAUAAAAGACAGCGAAGAUGGUGAUAAAAACGAGUCUGUAGUUAUAGACCUACUUACUGCAAAACCCCCAAUUGAAGAAUUAUAUAAAGAGCAUGGGCACUAUUAUAGGCUAAAAAAUUUCUUGAAGUUUAUUCAGUCAAUAUUUUCCUUAGUUUUCAUGCUAAAUAUGGUGGUCAAGAAUAAUGGUAUUAUGGGGCUAUCUAUGAAGCACAUAUCAAAACCAAGCCCAAUUGAAGCUAUUUUAUCUAUUAUGUGCAUAAUAGAUCUUUAUAACAAUCCAAUAUUAAUGAACAAGAGAAAUACGAAUCUAAGCCCAUACAAAAAGCAUCCAGAGGACUUUUUGUAUUUAGUAGGAUUUUUUGUGCUUAUGUCUACUGUAAUGUGUAUAAUGUUCCCAACAAACUUGCUGAACUAUUCAAUUUAUCUCUUUGAGCUAGUUCUAAUUCUAAUGAACCUUGGGUGCUCUUUGGGCAGCAUAUCACACGAAACUAAAAAUUUAUUUGUGAAAAAAAUCAAUCUAAGAGAAUAUGCAUGGGCUUUAGUGAAAAUUGUAUUCUCAAUGGCUUUCACCAUUGCUAUGCAUUUGUACUUUAAAUCACACCCAAAUGUUAGUGAUGUACCGGCUCUUAACAUCUUAAUUUGUGUUUAA
This is a messenger RNA of Nematocida parisii ERTm1, 1548 nucleotides long. RefSeq lists its product as uncharacterized. The coding region runs from base 1 to 1548 and encodes 515 amino acids. The record is from RefSeq and is a predicted model, not a curated record. The transcript has a single exon. Lineage: Eukaryota; Fungi; Microsporidia.